AGGGAAACAUUCCUGAGUGCCAUUAGGCUGCCUCUUGUACUGGCUGGCUUUUGAUCAGUAGCCUAAACCACGCUUCACCGAACCAGUCGGUGAGCCGACUUCACUACAUGAGCAGAUGCAAAUCGCUGUGUUGUAUUUACCUUGACGAGAGAUGAGGGGCGCAGCAACGCUGGUGGCUGUCCUGUUGUCUGCUACCACAUAUCAGGUUGACUCUAAGGUGCCGUAUCAGCUCACCUCAAGUAAGCAAUGUAACAAUGUGAAGGAAGAAUACCGUGCUCCAAUAUCAAUGGCUGAUUGGUGCUGCAGUCGGUGUCCCCCAGGAACCAUGCUGAAAGUGAGCUGUAAUGAAACUGCUGACAGUGUGUGUGAACCUUGUCCGAGCGGUCAGUUUAUGGAGAAAUGGAACUAUAAAUCAUCCUGCUUUUCAUGUCAUGAGUGUCGAGAAGAUGCCGGUUUGCAAUAUUCACAAAAAUGCACUACCAGCAAGGGCUCCAAGUGCGUGUGCCAGCCUGGAUGGUACUGUGACACAGGAUUUGUAGAGCCAUAUUGUGCAGGUUGUGAGAAAUACACUUUGUGCGAACUUGGUUGGGGAGUCUCUGAGCAAGGGACUGCAGAUUCAGAUGCAAAUUGCUCACCUUGUCCUGAAGGAAAAUAUUCUGACGUGGUCUCUCACACUGAAUCCUGCAAGCCUCAUACAAGGUGUCAGAAAGCUGUGGUGAAGCAGGGCACUGCUAUCUCAGACACAGAGUGUGACCCGACGACGUCCGUAUACUCCAAGACACCACAGAGCCACUCAACAGAGAAACAGUCUAAUGUGGUGGAUACAACUGCCUCUAUUGUGGAGUAUACAACCUCCGGUCUAUUUAAGAGUUCAAUUCCAAUGAAAACCGACUCCACGUUGACUCCCAUCCAGUCGUCCCUUCCAGCAACUAAAACGCCAGCAAGCACUGGUGUAAAACUAGUUACAAUUGUCAUCCGUAGUGUCAUCAGCUGUGUUUUGCUCGUCAUCGUCCUGGUUAUCCUGGUGAUCCUGGUGCUGUGGCAAUCUAAAAUAAUCAACAGGAGAGGAAGUCAAAAACACACUAUGUUGACAGAUACAAAUGGAAAUUCCGAGAUGGUUGAAAGCAUGCAUCGCAAGAACGCUUUGGGUGCUCAGAUCACAUCAAUGGCUGCUGAAUCCCAUGAACUGCAGGCUUUGAUGGAUACUCAGGAACCCUGCACUGGCCACAGUAAUGCUCCCGAUAAACCUUUUGCAGGAAGGAAAGACCCCCAUGUCAUCAAGUGUGAUUCUUUAGUGUAACAAUAGUACUGAAUGACGUUUUUGAGUGUCUCACACACAAGCAGAGGGUGCCUUUAGGCCCAGGUCAAAGUUUCUGGUUGCCCCUGGGGCACUAGUUAAUACCCGUAAAAAAGAAGAGGUAAAGAAACUGAUGCACAAUUAUUCCUGCACUAUAUUGCAUAUUUAUGCAACCAAUACAUAUCACGCGCCGUUGCAUUAGUGUCUGAAUUCCCUCGAUGGUUAUUCUCUUUAUAGCGUCCUGUAUACUGCACUCUGUAGGGAAUGAGGGCAAAAGAGCAACAAUUCAACUGACUCCUGGGCCCGGGGGCCUCUGACUUCGCCCUGCUCCCAAUGUCAACGUUGGUAUCACUUUGCACGCAGCAAAGGGCUUCUGCUGCUGCCUUCCCCCGUCCCUCUUGUGCAUCAAACGCUGAGUCAGUCCAGGAAGAUGCUGACCUCCCCAUGGGGCCAGAAGUGGAGGUCUCAGGCACCAGGCAGUCUGGCUGUUGGAGAACAGUGGUGUUGGUUUUAACCAAAUAAGGGGAAGUGCUUGUAUUUUCUUUUUUUACUUAUUUAUUUUUUUGCUGUGCAAUAAGUUCUGUUGUUUUCGGGUGAGAGGAGCAAACGUUUUAGCAAUGUAUUGAAGGACUCAUCAAAAGUUAGGCAUUUCUUAGUUUUGUGGCUGAAAUAAGUAACCCAUGCCUUUCAUUCCCGGCAAGGAAGCUACUUUUUGUACCCAUGUUAGAUGAUGGUGACUUUAUGUGUAUGUUGAUAUCCAAGACCUCUGUAGGUGCCAGAUGAGGUUUGCAACCAAUGCCAAAGACAUCAUUCACCAUUGUAUUGUACCAGUGUUGUAUGGAGAUGGUUGGUUUUCCUCAGGGCUUAAGAGGCUGACCCCUUUUUAUUUAUACUAAAUUAAUUAUUUUUUUUAAUUUUCCCACCAUAGCUAUGCAUUUUUUUACUAUGUACUAUGUACUAUGUCCGGCUUUUUUUAAACGGCUUAAGAUUGCAGUGUGUAGCCUACAAGGCGAAAGCAAUAACUUAAAAUGAGGCAAUUAAUUGUUGUUGUUGCUUAGCCUCACCAGUAAAAUGACAUCCUUGACUGUGUCAUUCUAGACGUUCAUGUAUUUCCUUGUAUUGUGUCUUGGAGUAUUUACGUUAUGUAUUUUGUGUGUGUUUAGGUUUGUGCUUCCAUCAGGGGUCUCAUUGUACAACCGCUGAUUGUAGUAGUAGAUUUUUAUUUAACAUGGAUAUGACAAUAUCAUUGGACGAAACCAGAUGCAUUGUUUUCAGUGUAUUAGCAUAAAUUCUAGUUUUCAACACCUGUCAACAGGAGGCUAAUAUAUAUUUGUACAGUAAAUAAAGGACCAAAGACGCAGAUAAGGUGCACGUGUAUAUGGACCAUAUACCUAUCUAUAGUUCAUAUUCAUGAAAUGUAUUGGCAGGUUCUCUCUUUGGACAAUCGCGCCCCCUUCUGGUUCAUAAACCGCUGUGAAUUUGAUAUUAGCAUUGUUUAGCUAAUCUAUAUGAGAAAGGUUUGCAUGAAAACCGAUCAUGUUAUCGGCAUAUAAAUUAAUAUAAUACACUUAAUAUGUUUUUGUAUAAACGGUUGCAGCGCA
Messenger RNA from Gadus macrocephalus (Pacific cod), 2898 nucleotides. RefSeq names its product tumor necrosis factor receptor superfamily, member 1B (gene tnfrsf1b). The record is from RefSeq and is a predicted model, not a curated record. Gene Ontology annotation, biological process: positive regulation of membrane protein ectodomain proteolysis; regulation of T cell proliferation; regulation of T cell cytokine production. The coding region runs from base 152 to 1300 and encodes 382 amino acids. Lineage: Eukaryota; Metazoa; Chordata; Actinopteri; Gadiformes; Gadidae. The transcript has 9 exons. Gene Ontology annotation, molecular function: tumor necrosis factor receptor activity; tumor necrosis factor binding.